AGAAGGUGAUGAUUUUCUUGGCACAGGAAAACAAAACAUCGCUGUCAAGUGUUAACCUGCCAAAGGCAUAUAGCCCACCAAAGGCUUCUUUAUGUUACCCUGGAAGCGAAAUUCCAGAUUGGUUUACCUUUGCAAGUCAGAAUGGUUAUAUAGAGCUUCCAUCAGGUUGGCUCAAUGAUGACUUAAUUGGUUUCGCUUUGUGCGCUGUUGCAUCAUUUCGAGACUAUAGAGAGGCUGGAGCUUCGCAAGUUCGUUGUUUUCUGGUUGUUGGCGAGACAAUCGUUUCCUCUGGCUGUUUGUUUAAUGAUUAUGGACAUAAGGUUAUUGAAUCAGAUCAUGUAUUCUUAGGAUAUGAUUAUGAUAUCAUGGCCUUGGAAUUGCUUACUCUCAGCUCGAAUAGCAAGGGCUACAUGGAGUUCUUUGUUGAGCAUGGAAGUAAUAAUUGCAGAAAAAAAACCAAGUUGAAAAAUUGUGGAGUCAGACUGUUGUACGCCAAAGAUAAUUAUAUGAGAACAGAUGCAAGAGUGGACAGACACCUGAGAUUUCCAGCUAAAAAUGGUUGCUUGAGGUGCUCUCUCCGUUGCUGCGUGAAACAUGAUGAAAUGUACGAAAAAAACCCGUACGAAAUUUUAGAUAGGUGGUCCCCACAUUCAGAAAUAUACAAGCCACCGAUAAGAAAGGAUUAUUUAACGUAUACCGGGUACAAAGUGGUUGCACACCGUGUGCAUCGGAAGCGCCUGGAUUGGGCUAGACUUUAGUCAAACUUGGAGG
Messenger RNA from Pistacia vera, 771 nucleotides. Its product is annotated as disease resistance protein RPP2B-like. The coding region runs from base 9 to 758 and encodes 249 amino acids. NCBI's taxonomy places the organism in Eukaryota, Viridiplantae, Streptophyta, Magnoliopsida, Sapindales, Anacardiaceae. The record is from RefSeq and is a predicted model, not a curated record. The transcript is spliced from 2 exons.